AUGGAUAUUCAUCAAUCAGUAAUACAAAUGUACGAAGAAUUAAUAAAUAAUACUUCGAAUGAAAGUAAUAUUAAAAUGUCACCAAUAGUAUCACUCGAACAAGAUUUAAAUGAUCCUGUAGAAGAUGCAGAAUAUGAAGAAGAUAAUAAUUGUAAUAGUGGUGUCAAUGAAAAUACUAAUACUAAUCGAAACAAUGAUAGUAAUGGGAAUAACAUAAAUCAUGAAUAUAAUGAACAUGGUGAAGUAACAGAGGAUAUUUUAGAAAUUGUGGAUAUACCAACAAGUAUGUAG
Messenger RNA from Rotaria sp. Silwood1, 291 nucleotides. The record is from the annotation of a GenBank genome assembly. NCBI's taxonomy places the organism in Eukaryota, Metazoa, Rotifera, Eurotatoria, Philodinida, Philodinidae.